Molecule: messenger RNA, 693 nt
Organism: Morchella importuna
Lineage: Eukaryota; Fungi; Ascomycota; Pezizomycetes; Pezizales; Morchellaceae
Exons: 3
Coding region: 1-693 (230 amino acids)
Biological process (GO): mitochondrial translation
Cellular component (GO): mitochondrial ribosome; mitochondrial large ribosomal subunit
Molecular function (GO): structural constituent of ribosome
Source: RefSeq, a predicted model, not a curated record
AUGUCAAACCACAUCCUGCGUCCCUGCCUCCGGGCGGUAACUACCCCCCUCAAUGCCACCUCAUUCUCAACCACCGCAUCCUCCGCGUUUACACGACUCAACCGCGACCGCUCCAAGCUCCGAGGCGUAUCCGCUCUACGACGCUCCCCUAAGAAGAUUGCCCUCGCGGCAGCAAAGUUCCCGUUACCAGAACCGGUCAAGUUGGAGGACCACAAGGACAAGCUUGAGGUCAACCCGGACCAUGGCUUGUGGGGGUUCUUCGCCGAUAAGAAGGCGCUGCCGACGCCGUUAGAGGAUAGCGAACAUGGUCGUGCCUGGACCGUUGAGGAACUCCGUGCAAAGUCGUGGGAAGACCUUCACAAGCUGUGGUGGGUAUGCGCCAAGGAACUCAACAUAAUGUUGACGCAGCGGAUCGAGCGCGAACGUCUCAAGCCCGGUGAAGGCGCCCACGAGGCACGAAGAAGGGCCAUGCAGAUUAAAAACACACAGCGGGGUAUUAAGCAUGCUCUCACAGAGCGAUACUAUGCGUGGCAGGAGGCACAGGCUAUCGCAGCGACCGACCCGGAUGUGGACUUGAGUGGAGACAGACCGGCUUAUUCGCCGAAAGACUUCGAGGAGGAAACUCCGGAUGUGUCGAGCACCGCACCAGCGCAGACACCAGCACCGCCGAUGGGGAAGCCAACAACUUUGUAG